Molecule: messenger RNA, 1887 nt
Organism: Penicillium digitatum Pd1
Lineage: Eukaryota; Fungi; Ascomycota; Eurotiomycetes; Eurotiales; Aspergillaceae
Source: RefSeq, a predicted model, not a curated record
AUGUCGACCCCCAAAUCCGAAACGAGCUCACGAGCUCGAACCCCAAGAAGGCCUGCCGCUAGAGGGAAAUGGAGUGAGGAGCAGCUAUUGACGAGCGACAAGUCCCUCCUCAUCGACUUGGAUCUAGUGAAACUUCUGGCACGACCUGAAGCAUGGAAUUUCCUCGAGGAAAGCGAUAAGCGCGAAAUACUCGCUCUCCUCCCCCCAGACGUUCACCCGGAGGCACAGGCUACAUCAGAUGACCCAGACGCAAAAAUACCACCCAUUCCAGACUCUUUUAUCCGCUAUUCAAACAACUGGCGCGACGGCGUUCGACAGUUCCAGCUCGACCUCCAAAACGGCCGCUACGACCCCGAAUGGCUACGCCAGGCGCAGGAAGCCAGGGAGCAGCGUGAAAAGGGCGACUUUGAUGACUUCAAAGAGCGCGAAUAUGAGCAGUUCUGGGGACAAAAACAAAAAGCGGCCUGGAGAGCACCAGCCGGAGAAAGUGCGCGCGUGAAGAUGGGAACUCUUAUCGAUGAAGGCGUUAUUCAGCUGGGCGACAUCUGGAAAUUCUACUACGUUUACGGUAGAGGCCCUGGCAGGAUUGUUAUUGAAAAGGAAGUCAGGGUUCUUGACCGCAAUGGGGUUAAAUUGACUUUUGCAAUCCCACCUGGUGAACGAGUCUUUCUUCGCAGCAAUUUUUACAAUGCAGAGCCAGUUUCAACGCCACAAAAAGGGAAUGAAGAUGUGAAAAUCGAUAUCGAGACACAGCCAGAUCCAGUGAAAUCCUCUUGGAGUGAUAAACAGUUGAAACACGAGGACCCAGAGUCACAGGUUACCAAUACAACUUCCAAUGGCGACGAGAUGAAGCUCGGCACCGAUCAAGUGUUACAGGAGGUUUCUCCACCUUCCAAUGACGAGAUCAAUCUCGAAAUCGACCAAGAGCCACAGGAGAACCAUGCUUCUUCCAGCAGCGAGGAAAUGAAGCUCCAUAAUGGUCAAGCGCCACACGAGAUCCCUAAAUCUUCCACUGACGAGAUGAAGAUCGAUACCGACAGUGUCACCGUCACAAAGCCAGUCAUUUCACCAUCAACUGUGGAAGAGAGCCAAAAAGAAACUCCUUUCAGCGUUGUUAUUUUCAGCCCCAGUGGUACGCAAAAUAAUAAACCCAAGCGCACAAUUCCUGAGCCUGAACCUCAGCCCCCAAUGAAACGAAAGCGAGGACGACCACGUAAAAACCUAUCAAAGCAACCCAAACCGGAGCCGCCUCGAGAGCCGGAGGUGCCCCAGGAGAUAGCAGUGUCCCAAGGCGAUGAACAAAGUCCCACCGCUACUCUCUCCUUCAUGGACAUCGUGGCUGCCAAAAUUCAAGAAAACCACAAAGGUGCAGCAGAAGCCUCCCACCCAAAGCCCUCGCAGCCAGAAUCCCCUUUUUCGGUGUUUUCUUCAACCCCUGCCCUCCCAGAGCUCCUUGCGCCAGAGUCAUCUACGUCGGUAGAGGAGUCGUCUAUUGCUAAUACCAACGGCAAGGGUGACAAAGUAGGAUUCUUGGAAGUGUCCACGGCUCAGUUCGAUACACCUGCGGAAAGCGUCGAGGCACCCGUCAAGGCGCCCGCUAAGGUUGAACAGGACGAAAUCAACAACCCCCCAGGCACUGAACAACAGAAAGACCCAGUCCCAGCUCCAUCUCAAACUACUGCCAGUGAGUUUGAUGAGAUUAUCGUCCCCAAUCUCCCCUCUCCACAAGCACUUGUCCAUAAGAUUUUACAAAUCGACGGUCGCAUGCCGAACGGCCGUACAGCGAAUGCCUGGAAGGAAAUUCGGUGCUACCGAAACAACCAAGAUAUGGGUAGUCUCUUUGAUGUGCGAGAGGCUUGGUUCCUCCAGCAUGGACGACUUGAGUAG